AUGCUGUUAGUACGAACGGCCUCUUUGAAUAUGGCAAAGAUGCCAGUGCCAUGUCUCGCUAGAGGAAUAGGUAUCCUCAAGGGCAAGUAUAGGCUAAGGAACUUGAUAAAUGCUCAACCCUCGGUGAGACAUGUGUCCAGCGAAAUCCAGCAAAAGGACCAGCAGGCAGGUGAGUCAAAUACGGCUACCGAUACCGGUGUUAUUCACAAAUCAGACGAAGAAACUCUGAUAUAUUUCGAUAAUGUUUACGCGAGAGCCACAUCGGUUUGGAAUCCAACGCUGUGGUACAAUCUGCUACUAAGAAAUCAAUCCCGUGAGGGAGUGAGGGAGAAAAUAAGAAAUUUAGCUAGUCCACCCAAUAACCCCAUUUAUGGGCUAGAGUUGAAGUCUACCAUUCCAGUGAAAAGGGACGGAGGUGUAUUUGCCACAUUUGUCGUUCCACCCAAAUAUACAAAAGCUCAGGUAAAUUCCCUGAUCCAGCAGAAUACAGCCAGAGAAUCUUCUAAAAACCUGCUCUCGUACUUCACUCGAGCCUCUGCUUUCCCAGUAAAGGGUUCGCCUUGGAUUGAGGAUUUAAGAAGACUACCAAGUACUACUAUAGUGAUCAAGUUCCAGGGACCCGCCUUAACCGAAGAGGAAAUAUAUUCUUUGUUCAGAAGAUAUGGGACAAUCAUUGAUAUUUUCCCUCCCACCGCUGCGAACAACAACGUGGCAAGGGUUAGGUACCGUUCAUUCCGUGGUGCCAUUUCGGCAAAGAACUGUGUUUCCGGUAUUGAAAUUCAUAAUACCGUUUUACACAUACAAUACGAAAAUAUCAUAAGAGGCCAUUUAGUUAGUAAUUUUUUCACUAACCAUACAAGGAUUGCUAUUCCGGUUUUAUUUGCCCUACUUUCAAUUUUUGCUGUUUUAGUGUUUGAUCCUAUAAGAGAAUUUUCGAUUGAACAGAAGAUUACCCAUAAGUAUUCAUUAUCAUGGGAUAAUAAGUUUUGGAAGCAAUUGAAAACACUAACUUCAUCUACCAUGACUUCUAUCAAGUACUACUGGGGUGGCCCUGACGAUAACCACCAAAGAAAGCAUCUAUGGGAGGAAAGAAUAGAGAAAGUGAAUGAUCUGAAAAUGUGGCUUGAAGAAAAUAAUAAUACAUUUGUGGUUAUAAGAGGGCCUAGAGGUUCAGGGAAACACGAUUUGGUCAUGCAACACACUUUGCAGAAUAGAGCAAAUGUUUUGUAUUUGGACUGUGAUAAAUUGAUUAAGUCAAGGACUGAUCCUAAGUUUUUAAAGAAUGCCGCUAGUCAAUUGGGUUAUUUCCCAAUCUUCCCAUGGAUCGACUCUGUCACAGGUGUCCUUGAUUUAACUGUGCAAGGGUUAACAGGACAAAAAACAGGGUUGUCUGAGACGAAGGAAUCUCAAUUUCGAAACAUGUUAACUACAUCACUGAUGUCAAUUAGACGUAUUGCUCUUAAGAAUUACAAGGCCUUUGUUUCCACCGGUGAUGGAACAGUUAAUGUUAAGGAAGAAGAUUAUCUACAGCAACACCCGGAAGCUAAACCUGUUAUCGUCAUAGAUAGAUUUGAAGGUAAGUCUGAAAUCAAUGGAUUCGUGUAUAAGGAAUUAUCCGAUUGGGCAGCUAUGCUAGUUCAAAUGAAUAUUGCUCAUGUGAUCUUCUUGACGGAAACCGUUGCAUCCAACCAAAGAUUAAGCGAGUCAUUGCCCAACCAAGUCUUCAAAAACUUGAUCCUGUCAGAUGCGUCAAAAGAAAAUUCAAGGAAUUAUGUAUUGUCUCAAUUGGAAGAUUACUUAUAUUACAAUAAAAAGUCUAAGGGUGAAAGCGUAAAAGAACCGGAAGUAGGAAAGGAAACCACUGAAAACAAUGACUCUGAUAGUGAAGUGGAUACGAGUAUUAAAAAAGCCGAGGUUAUUUUAAAUGAAAAGGAAUUACAAGAAAUUGACGCCUCUUUAGAACCAUUGGGUGGUAGAAUGUUAGAUUUACAGGCAUUUGUAAGAAGAGUUAAGUCAGGAGAAGAGCCCUCGGAAGCAUUGGACAAAAUGAUUGAACAAGCUUCUGAACAAAUAACUCAAAUGUUCUUAAGUGACAAGAUUGACAGCAAUAAAAGUGCACAAGCUUGGGAAUUGAUUGAAUUAUUGAGUGCAAAUCCAGUCAUUCCAUUCCAUGAAAUCGUCAAUAAGCCAUUAUUUAAGGCCGCACCUGAGACAGGGAUCAUGGAAUUGGAAAAUAAUGGAUUAAUUACUGUAUCUAGAGAUAGGGGUGUUUUACAAGAGAUCAGACCUGCCAAGCCACUGUACAGAGCAGCAUUCACAUAUUUGAUUAACGAUCCUGAACUUGCAAAAGUGCUAAAAACUCGUUACUUACUAAAGGUUGUGGGUUUCGAAACCGGCAGAAUCAAGAAGUGGGAAGAAGAAUUAAAGCCUUUAGGGAAAGUUCCUGAUCAAAAGCUUUUCAAGACCAGACUGGACUAUUUAUCCGGUAAGAUUACUGCUAGUAAUGCAGUCAUUACUAAGUGCGAAGAAGAAAUCAAGAACCUAUCCAAGUAA
This is a messenger RNA of Saccharomyces paradoxus, 2553 nucleotides long. It is a transcript of the gene YME2, whose product is annotated as Yme2p. Gene Ontology annotation, molecular function: RNA binding. Gene Ontology annotation, cellular component: mitochondrial inner membrane. The record is from RefSeq and is a predicted model, not a curated record. Lineage: Eukaryota; Fungi; Ascomycota; Saccharomycetes; Saccharomycetales; Saccharomycetaceae. The coding region runs from base 1 to 2553 and encodes 850 amino acids. The transcript has a single exon.